AUGAAAGAAGGAAUAAAUGGUUCGGAACGUAUUACUUCACAACCAUGCUUACCUAAUGUAGCAUCAGAAAUUGAAAUGAAAAUGUUAAUUAAUGAUAAAUCAUAUUCACGAUUAAAUACUAAUGAUAAUCAAGAUUACAUUGAGAUACGGUCUUGUCAUGUUGAUGAACGAUUAAAUUGGACAAUGCUUGAACAAGGUAUGGUAUUAUGUGCGCAAAAUAUUGGUUCCCUUUUUAUGCUAAUAAUUGGUCCACAAGCGGAUCGUUUAAAUGGCAAAUGGACAGUUGCUGUCGCGCUAUUUGUCACCAUUAUUAGUAAUAUGAUGUUACCAAUUUUUGCUGCAAAACAUUUCAUUUUUGCAAUUAUUGCACGAAUUCUUUGUGGUAUAGCUGAUGCUUUUCUUACACCAUCUAUUAGUUCAAUGAUUGUCCGAUGGUUUCCACCAAAGGAGCGGUCAUUUGCUAUUGGAUUUAUUACUGGUGGUCGACAAAUUGGAAGUUUGCUAAUUUUACCAAUAUCCGGAUGGGUUUGUCUGAAAAAGGAUACAUUUGGUAGUUGGAAAUUUACAUUUUAUAUAUCAGCAAUAAUUGCUACACUUAUGCUAUUUGUUUGGCUAAUUAUGUCAGCUGAUAAGCCAUCAAAGCAUUAUUGUGUGAAAAAAGAGGAAAAGAUGUAUAUUUUAAGGAAAAUUAGUGAGGAAUCAUUAGGAAAGAGGAAAGAACGAAGAAAUACGCCAUGGAAACAAUUAUUAAUAUCUCGUCCAUUUAUUGCUGGAAUAUUAGCUGUUGUUUGUCAAGAAUAUCCGCUUGUUAUUACUACAACACUACUACCAAUUUAUAUGAAAGAAGUACUUCAUCUAUCGGAUGUUCGUAGUACAUUAUAUUCGGCAUUACCGUUAUUAGCAUUAUGGAUGAGUAAAAAUCUUUCAUCAUCAUUAUCAUCCUAUUUGAGUGCUCGAAAAAAAGGAUGUCGUCUAGUUGAUAGGACAAUUCUUGUCAAAUCAUUUAAUGGUAUCGGUUCAGCUGGUCUUGCUAUUGGUCUUUUUAUGAUACCAUUACUAACACAUAGUGUUCCAGCUUUGAUCGUUGUUUGUGCUGCAAAUGCAUUUGCUGGCUUACAUACUCCUGGUGUAUUUACUGCAUUGUUACAAAUUGGUCCAGCAUAUACAGGUUCGAUCACUGGCAUUGCUUUUUCUGCUGGUCAUAUUGCUAACAUUGUGAAUAAACUUACAAAUGGAUUAAUUCUACAUUCAUGGUCCGGUUCUGCUGGUCAAUGGAAACUUCUUUAUACGAUAUCAGCAAUUGUUGCUUUCUUACCGGUGAUAUUUUUCACGCUUUGGGGUUCCGCUGAUUUACAACCAUGGGCAAUUCCGAAAUUGAAGAAAUCAUCCGGAUCAGGAAAAAAAGAUGGUAACAUUGAUAGUAAGGAUUCAGAAAUGAUAUCUUCAGCAACAUAUCUUGCUGAAACACUUCCAACAUCUGUUUAG
This is a messenger RNA of Loa loa (African eye worm), 1485 nucleotides long. Its product is annotated as major facilitator superfamily transporter protein. Lineage: Eukaryota; Metazoa; Nematoda; Chromadorea; Rhabditida; Onchocercidae. Gene Ontology annotation, molecular function: transmembrane transporter activity. Bases 1 to 1485 code for a protein of 494 amino acids. Gene Ontology annotation, biological process: transmembrane transport; monoatomic anion transport. The transcript is spliced from 7 exons. The record is from RefSeq and is a predicted model, not a curated record.